AUGGAUGAUGUGAAGAAGUCGUGGAAGGGGUGGAAGGCUAAACUGAGCAAGGCGGUUGGUGGCGAGCCUCAGUGGAAGGGUUCUGGCAGGGUGCUCGGAGGUGGCUCCGACUUUCCCCCUGCCGAAGCCUCCUUCACCCCCGAGCUGGUGGACGCGGUGGGGCUGCUGGCCGGCGUGGACCCCCCCAUGGCCAGCGCCACCUCCAGCCUGCUCCUGAAGCUGCUGGGCAAUGUGCUGUCCCAGCCUGGGGAGGCCAGGUUCCGGCGCCUGCGCCUGAACAACCCUGUCCUGCGCGGAUCCAUCCUGGAGACCGAAGGCGGGCUGGAUUUGCUGCUGGCCGCAGGGUUCCAGCUGCAGCCCGGCGACGAGGCUGAUGGAGGGUUUGCGGUGCUGGAGCCAGGGGCCGACCUGGCGCCGCUGCGGGCCGCCUGCCAGAUGCUGCGGCACCUCAACGCCACAGAGCAGCCCGCAGGAGACUCCCGCGCAGAGCCUGGGGUCCUCAUGACGGCGGCGAUGCGGGAGAGGGCCGCCGCGAGGGCUCGCGCCGCGGCCGGCACCCGGGACCAUGCGGUGGUGCGGGUGCGUCUCCCAGAGGGCAUCAGCCUGCAGGGAGAGUUUGACGGCCGGGAGCCAGUUGCGGCCGUGCUGCAGUGGGUCACGGACUCGCUGUCGGACCCGAUGAACACGUGGACGGGGGAGUCCGCCCGGGCCAUGCGCAGCACGCCCACGCUGCGCCCCGACCUCUGCGCCGCGGCGCUGUCAGCGGCCGAUUGA
This is a messenger RNA of Auxenochlorella protothecoides, 774 nucleotides long. RefSeq lists its product as hypothetical. Gene Ontology annotation, cellular component: cytoplasm. The record is from RefSeq and is a predicted model, not a curated record. Bases 1 to 774 code for a protein of 257 amino acids. Lineage: Eukaryota; Viridiplantae; Chlorophyta; Trebouxiophyceae; Chlorellales; Chlorellaceae. The transcript is spliced from 6 exons.